UGGGGCCCCCGGGCAAUAGGGGAUCAUGGGGCCCCUGUGUCUUUGCCCAAACUCAAAAAAGCCUAUGAAAAAGGUACCAGGGGCAUCUCAUGGGGCCCCCUACUGACCCAAGACCCUUGGGCAUUGCCCAAGUUCCCAAAUGGUCAUCCCUGCCAGGGACGGACUGACAACUCAUGGGGCCCCUGGGCGAUAGGGGAUCAUGGGGCCCCUGUGUCCUUGCCCAAACUCAAAAAAGCCUAUGAAAAAGGUACCAGGGGCAUCUCAUGGGGCCCCCUACUGACCCCGGGCCCUCGGGCAGUGCCCGAGUUUCCAAAUGGUCAGUCGGCCCCUGGUCCCUGCUGAACUGGUUGAAUUUCAAUGUAUGUA
This is a messenger RNA of Staurois parvus, 366 nucleotides long. The record is from the annotation of a GenBank genome assembly. Lineage: Eukaryota; Metazoa; Chordata; Amphibia; Anura; Ranidae.